GUUUCAUUUCUAAUUGCCAACGAAAGGCCCGUGGUGAGCCCAUCGAAAUUCUAAAGAGAAUGCCGAAUCAUUUGAAGGAAACAGCAAUUCCAUCGGUCAUGACGCCUUUGAAACAAGAAGAAUACCGACGUGCCGAAAACAUUCUCUUCAGGACAGCUCAGUGCGACGCUUUUGGAGACGAAAUCAAGAUUCUGAAGAAAAAUCAGGAUAUGGAACCAUCACGAUGGUUUGCCAUUGAGAAGACCAGCCCGCUCUAUAAGCUGACUCCACUCUUGGAUGACGAACAGGUGUUGCGAAUGGAAGGACGUUGCGAUAGGGCCGAACUUCUACCGUUCGAUAUGCGGUUCCCAAUAAUCCUACCAAAAAACUGUAGUGUGACCCAACUUAUAGUACGACAUUACCAUGAAGCGUACGGACAUGCAUUCAGAGAAACGGUGAAGAACGAGAUAAAGCAACGGUUCUUCGUCUUCAGCCUGAGUUCGGUAGUAGCGAAGGUUGAACAAAACUGCAUCUGGUGCAAGGUGCAUAAGAACCGUCCCAAGUGUCCUAGAAUGGCUUCGCUUCCAGUUCAACGGUUGACACCCUAUCAGCGACCGUUUACGUUUGUCGGUAUCGACUACCUUGGGCCAGUGCAAGUGUCCGUUGGACGGCGAAUAGAAAAAAGGUGGAUCGUCUUAUUCACCUGUCUGGUCGUACGAGCCGUCCACCUGGAGGUGGCCCAUAAUCUUACCGCUCAAUCAUGCGCUAUGGCGAUCCGACGAUUCAACACACGAUGGGGACCAGCCGCUGAAUAUUUCUCAGACAACGGCACCAACCUCAAGGCCGCAAGCAAGGAGUUUACUCAGCAAGUACAGGAGAUAGGAUACGAAUGCGCCGAUCAAUUUUCUAGUGCUCGGUCCAAGUGGCAUUUUAACCCACCAGCUACGCCCCAUAUGGGGGGAAUAUGGGAGCGUAUGGUAAGAACUGUGAAAAGUGUCAUGGAAGUGCUUAACGACGGACGCAAAUUAACGGAUGAGAUCCUCCUAACAAGCAUAGCGGAAACUGCGGACAUGAUCAACAGUCGUCCAUUAGUCUACGCCUCAUCAGGAUCGCUCCAGGAGUCAAUCACCCCAAACCACUUUAUUCGAGGAAUAGCUGCUAACGAACCACAGGAAGUCCUGCCACCUACGAAUCCUGCGCUAGCACUUCGUGAUGCUUACCAGCGUUCAGUGGAGCUUGCAAACAAUUCGUGGGAACGCUGGAUAAAGGAAUACGUUCCUAACAUCAAUCGUCGCACCAAAUGGUUCGACGAAUCAACGCCUUUGAAGAAGGGAGACCUAGUUUACGUCGUAGAUGGAAACCGGCGUAAGGCAUGGAUCAGGGGAAUUGUUGAACAACCAAUCGUAUCGAGUGAUGGAAGAAUUCGCCAAGCCUUUGUUAGACCAACAACGGGGUGCUCAGGCGGGCUGCCGCUAACUUAGCGGUUCUUGAGAUUACUGAAGGUAACGCUGCUCCGGAUGACGAUUCCGGAACAGGAUUACGAGCCGGGGAUGUGUUCGGAAGAUCGGGAGAUUCCUGUAUCGCCGAGCAGAACGGCAGCCCUGCGGAAGAGAUGGAAUGAACCUGCUGCAGUCGCUGUCAGAUGUGACAGACGUCAGAAUCGUGAGUAUGUGUGAAAAUAAGAAGAACAUCUAGAACACGAUUAUCGAAGAAACACGUUCUAAACUAAAAUCCUAAAAUUAAUUUCAAUUUUCUAAUUAUUCUACCUAAAAAUUCGUAGUUUGUUAUACCUAAAGUGCAGUAUUCACAGUGAGAGAACUGCCAAGAUUAUCCAUGCUAAAUUUGAUAACCUACGUCGACAUACUACUGAAUUUGAUAACCUAUUGUUGACCUUAAAGGUUUAAUACUAAGUAAGUAAUAUAAUGUGAGAUCUAUUUGCCCUACAAUUCGCUAAUUGAAACCUAAAUGUAGCGGUGACUCAAGCACCUACCGAUAACCGCAGAAGAUUACUCCCGGUAGAACCUCCUACUAGCUUGCACGCGAGGGUGAAGAAAAACCUAUUGUAAGUUGCAGUAAAAAUGUAUGAACUUAUGAUCUACUCAAAAACUAAUAAUAAAACUAUUUCAGCUUUAAGCUGUCUAAACCGGACCGCUAAAAGGAGGUUGCAGUUCUAAAAAUCCGAACAACUGCCCUGGCCGAAAACAGCCCCUCUUCAAACACCAACAGUCGUAACGAAAAUCAAAUGACACGAAUAAAUCAAUAAAAUUUCAUUUUUUUCUUUUAGGUAAUCGUUUAAAAUUACAUUAACAAACUUUCA
Aedes albopictus (Asian tiger mosquito) is the source of this 2296-nucleotide messenger RNA. RefSeq lists its product as uncharacterized. The transcript has 2 exons. The record is from RefSeq and is a predicted model, not a curated record. The coding region runs from base 60 to 1460 and encodes 466 amino acids. Gene Ontology annotation, biological process: DNA integration. Gene Ontology annotation, molecular function: nucleic acid binding. Lineage: Eukaryota; Metazoa; Arthropoda; Insecta; Diptera; Culicidae.